AGCCUUCUCGUUUCCAUCUUUUCCUCCUCUCUGUUCCAGUGAAUUCAUUCGUACAAACCUGAAACCUGAAACCAAGAUCGAGCGGAAGCACGGCACCAAGCAAUGGAGGCGCUGCUGGAGCUAGAGAAGGUGCAGAGAGUGCUCUCCCUCAUGGGCUCCCGCGGCCUCUCCGACUCCGACGGCAGCGGCGGCGGGGACCGCUUCCUCGCCCACUUCCUCCUCUUCCUGGCACAACCGUUUGAUUCACUUGCCAUUGAGAAGAAGGUCGUAUUAAUCUCUGAGCUUUUGAGAGAGGUUAAUUCUGAUACUCUCAAAGAAGUGCAACGUCUAGCCAGUCUGGAAGGUACUAAUAGGGAAGAUGAACCAACUAAGAAGUUCAAGACGGAUGCCGAGAAAUUAACCAUUCAGGAUGCGCCUAUGAUUGGAUUCGAUGCAAUGAUGAGAGCCAAUUCCACGCUUGAAGAUUUUUGCAGGUCAUACUUCAUAUUUCAUGGUUUGGAUGUUAACAGACCACACUCUGUUUUCAAGUUUCUUCCUUUCCUUUCUUUUACAGAGAGCUACAUAUACCAGUUAGAUGCUUCAAAUGAAGACAGUUUGCUAUUAGUUCCAGACAACAACUCUUCUUCAACAGUAUUGGAAAGGAAAAUACAAGGUUCUAGUCAGAUGUCCUUGUCUGACAUGCUUGACCCCCUUGAUAAUCUUCUUCAAUGCCAGGGGUUAAUGACAGAUCAGUUGGGAAAUUCUGCUCGAUGCCCUUGUAAACAUGUAAAAUAUUCUCCAUACCUGAUUGAAUUAGCCCUAUAUUUCCCAUGUUUUAGAUUGCGAAAUGAACUCAAAUCUGGCAUCCAGUAUUGGUCUCUAGAGAGGAAGCUUUGUCAAGCAUUAUCAAGAAAUGAUAAGAUAUCUAUCGAAGAUGUUAUGGAAGCAAUCCAUCUCAAAUCAUUUGACUAUCGAGUUCUUAAUCUGAUGAUGUAUCGGCUUACUGGUCAGCAGGUCAAUGACUUGCACAUGGAGUUCUUGUCUGUCUCGGAAUUUUUAGUUGAGAUAUGUGAUGACCUGUAUGAUUAUGAGGAUGAUGUGGUUAACAAUACUUUUAACAUCCUCCGCAUGUUUGCUGCGAUAUAUGGACCUUUAGAUGCACCAAAGAUGUUGGCCAAGUGCAUCGGUGAAGCUGAGGGAAAAUAUGAGAGCUUCUCAAAGAAAUUGGACCCUAGCAUCUCAAGAAGUUACUGGAGAAGAUGUGAGGAGGCUACAAAGGAAGGUGGAAAAAUAUCAGGCCAUGCGUAUGGCACAUGGAAUAUCCCUCCUUUGAUAGGAGAUGAAGAAUCAUUUCGCUUUGACAGAUUGAACAGAGGUGAUGCUUCUGCCAUGGCCAUCAGAUGACAGAUACCAUGCUCUGAGCAUCUUCAAAAGGAGGCUUAGUUACCAUUGCUAUUAAAUGCCUUGCCAUGUGUGCUUAAUUUCUAUCCACUCCUGCAAGUUCUCUCCCUUUUUUUUUGCACAUUCCACUCCUGCAAGUUCAAAUAGAGAAAUUAUCUGAGCAUCCUCUGUGUAAGGUGGCGGGGUGUGUUAACAUCUCAUGCAGUUCACUCAAGCAAAUUUCGCAAGAUUUUGCAUAAGCUCUUCUUAAUUUACUA
This is a messenger RNA of Aegilops tauschii subsp. strangulata, 1637 nucleotides long. RefSeq lists its product as uncharacterized. The record is from RefSeq and is a predicted model, not a curated record. Lineage: Eukaryota; Viridiplantae; Streptophyta; Magnoliopsida; Poales; Poaceae.